Molecule: messenger RNA, 1092 nt
Organism: Penicillium cataractarum
Lineage: Eukaryota; Fungi; Ascomycota; Eurotiomycetes; Eurotiales; Aspergillaceae
Product: NAD(P)H-dependent flavin oxidoreductase
Exons: 5
Coding region: 1-1092 (363 amino acids)
Molecular function (GO): nitronate monooxygenase activity
Source: RefSeq, a predicted model, not a curated record
AUGGUGCAAGUGGGCGAUAAGCUGUUCGAAUUCAACCUCGGCAGCUCUUUUGCGUCGGCUGCUUUCACACCCUUGCGCUUGUUCCGGCUGCCCGACACAAUGCCCUUCAAUACGGCAUUGACACGGAAAUUGGGCAUCGCAGUUCCUAUAAUUCAAGGGGGCAUGCAAUGGGUCGCAUACGCAGAGCUUGCUGCUGCGGUCAGCAAUGCUGGUGGCCUGGGAAUACUUUCAGCUCUAACACAACCAACCCCAGAGGAUCUCCGAAAGGAGAUCCGUCGUUGCCGCGAAAUGACCAAGAAUCCCUUCGGAGUAAACCUGACCUUACUGCCCGCGCUCGUGCCUCCAGACUAUGCUGCUUACGCGCAAGUGAUCAUCGAUGAGGGUAUCAAGAUUGUUGAGACGGCAGGAAACAAUCCUGGUGCUGUCAUCGACCAGCUCAAGAAAUCCAACUUGACUAUCUUACACAAGUGUACGACGAUCCGCCAUGCCAAGUCAGCCAUCAAGCUAGGUGUGGACUUUCUAUCUAUUGACGGGUUUGAAUGUGCCGGCCAUGUUGGUGAGCACGACAUCACCAACUUUAUCCUCUUGAGUCGGGCUCGCCAGGAACUCAAGGUACCAUUUAUCGCAUCCGGCGGAUUUGCCGAUGGCCAGGGGCUAGCAGCGGCAUUGGCACUCGGCGCAGAGGGAAUCAAUAUGGGUACACGAUUUAUGUGUACCGUUGAAUCACCUAUCCAUCAUCGGAUCAAGGAACGUAUCGUCGCUGCAGACGAGAACCAGACCGCGUUGGUACUACGCCGGUGGAGGAACACAUCGCGACUCUUCAAAAACAAGAUAGCGGAAGAUGCGCUCAAGGUGGAGAAGGAGAGUACGACCGGUGAUUUCAGUGAGGUUGCUCCCCUUGUGAGUGGCAAGCGAGGACGCGAGGUGUUCCUGAAUGGAGACGCUGAACAUGGUGCUUGGACUGCUGGUCAGGCUAUUGGGUUGAUUCAUGAUAUUCCUACCUGUUCUGAGCUGCUUCCUCGCAUAGAGCGGGAAGCUUUGAAUGCGAUGGAGCGUACGCGAUCGAUGUACACCCAAGAGAGCAAGCUCUAG